Molecule: messenger RNA, 597 nt
Organism: Racocetra persica
Lineage: Eukaryota; Fungi; Glomeromycota; Glomeromycetes; Diversisporales; Gigasporaceae
Source: the annotation of a GenBank genome assembly
AAAAAGAAAGCUUCCGAAAAACAAGUAGAGGUUGAAACCCCUGACGUAACUGAGGAAUCUGUGUCAGAGAAAAAGAAAAAGAAAGCUUCCGAAAAACGAGUAGAGGUUGAAACCCCUGACAUAUCUGAGGAACCUGUUUCGGAAAAAAAGAAAAAGAAAAAACGAGCAGAGGUUGAAACCCCAGACAUAAUUGAGGAAUCUGAAUCUGUUUCAGAGAAAAAGAAAAAGAAAGCAUCCGAAAAACAAGCAGAAGCUGAAACCCCUGACAUAACCGAGGAAUCUGUUUCAGAGAAAAAGAAAAAGAAAGCAUCCAAAAAGCAUGCAUCGGAUGCUGAAGAGGAAAGCGUAGAAGAACAAAUCACAUCUACAGCUUCCCCAGAACAUUCAAAAGCAAAAUCAAAGAAACGUAGGGUUACGGAGAUAGAAGAUGUCACAAAAGAGCAAAGUGCCGAACCACCUAAACCCGAAAAAUCAAAGAAAUUAAAGGUGUCCAAAGAUAAAUCCGUAAAAGUUGAAGAAGAGUCGAAGAAAAAAGGAAAGCAAAAAGAGGAGGAACCUGUUAAAGCAGAGUCAAGUAAGGUUGUGCAAAAAUCUAAG